AUGUCAGAGGCGAUUGACUAUGAAGAGUCCAUAGUGGAGUCCAAAGAUACCCUGUACCUCGCCUUUCUCACGAUUUGCAUUGGGGGCCUUCAGAUAGUCUGGUCCGUUGAACUCUCCAAUGGCUCCCCAUAUCUGCUCUCUCUUGGAAUGAGCAAAGCCUUGCUCGCAUUCGUUUGGCUUGCAGGCCCCUUGACCGGGUCACUUGUUCAGCCAUACAUCGGAAUUCUAAGCGAUCGAUGCCGAGUCUCGUGGGGGAAAAGGAAGCCCUUCAUGAUCGCCGGGACCCUGGGCACUGUUGCUUCGUCGAUGAUCCUUGCAUAUGCGCGAGACAUCAUCCGGGUCGUUGGAGGACUUGACGCAGAUGCACAGUAUGCCGGGGGCUACAAGACUGGAACUAUCGUCCUUGCCACAGUCAUGAUGUGGUGUCUGGACUUUAGCAUCAACACCGUACAAGCCGCAAUUCGCGCGUUUAUUGUCGACAACGCUCCUUCUCAUCAACAAGAGUCGGCCAAUGCAUGGGCUUCACGCAUGACAGGCAUUGGGAAUGUGUUCGGCUACAUCUUUGGAUACCUGAAUCUGCCACGAUAUUUCAGCUUCUUUGGAAACACUCAAUUCAAGGUCCUGGUUGUCCUAGCAUCCAUUGCGUUAAGUUCGACUGUUUUGAUCAGUAUCCUCGCCAUCAAGGAGCGGAACCCACAACUUGAUCCCCCGUCGAAGGCCGAUUACGAAUCGGGGGGUUUGCUGUCCUUCUUCAGACAAGUCUUCAGUUCCAUCAAGCGACUGCCGCCUCAAGUCCGCAAGGUCUGCGAAAUACAAUUCUUCCACUGGCUAGGCUGGUUUCCUUUUCUCUUCUACAUUACGACUUAUAUUGGUCAACUAUACGUUGACCCCCAUCUGAAGCCUGGUCUUUCGGAUGAUGAGGUAGAGCAGUUUUGGGGCAAGGCUACUCGAGUAGGAACACUUGCACUCCUCACCUACGCGAUCGUAUCGUUUGCGUCAAACAUAAUCUUGCCCUUCUUAGUUGUACCAACGUACAAACACAAAACGACAGAUGACGCCGAAGAUUUUGCGAGACCAAUCACUCCGACUUCGCCUAUCGGCACGAGAUCACGGGAAUUUCCGUGGGGCGAGCGCCCUACACUCAGUCGGUCUCAGACCAGUCUGUCACUCAAUCGGCCGCUCUCGAAUCCUGUCGCGAGCACAUCGUCCACUCGCAAUUCUGGCAUUUUUAGACACUGUUUGGAUAGGAUGCAAAUUCCAGGGUUGACAUUGCGACGAGCGUGGCUAAUCUCUCAGCUUCUCUUCACGCUCUGCAUGUGGAGUACUGUGUUCAUAUCGACACCCCUGGCGGCAUCAAUUAUGACUGCUCUGGUCGGAAUCUCCUGGUCAUUGACAUUGUGGGCUCCGUUUGCAUUGAUCUCCGCAGACAUUUCACAACGUGAUGAAGCGAGGCGAAAGAGACAGCGGCAGAGACUCAUAAAUGGAGAAGAUCUUGAAGACCUUGAUGAUAAAGAAACAGAUGAAGAAGAUCAAGCUGGUAUUAUCCUUGGACUUCACAAUGUUGCUAUCAGUGCUCCACAAAUUCUGGCAACAUUGAUUAGCAGCGCCAUCUUCAAACUGCUUCAGAAGCCACGAAACGAGCCAGGAGAUGUCAGUGUGGGAUGGACUCUGAGGAUUGGCGGGCUUGGGGCGCUGGCAGCUGCCUUUAUCACUUGGCGGAUGGAGGAACCUGGGAAUGAGGAUGAUUGA
Molecule: messenger RNA, 1749 nt
Organism: Cladophialophora psammophila CBS 110553
Lineage: Eukaryota; Fungi; Ascomycota; Eurotiomycetes; Chaetothyriales; Herpotrichiellaceae
Exons: 2
Coding region: 1-1749 (582 amino acids)
Cellular component (GO): membrane
Molecular function (GO): sucrose:proton symporter activity
Source: RefSeq, a predicted model, not a curated record